Messenger RNA from Phyllotreta striolata, 483 nucleotides. The record is from the annotation of a GenBank genome assembly. Lineage: Eukaryota; Metazoa; Arthropoda; Insecta; Coleoptera; Chrysomelidae.
AUGAUUGAUGAAUUUAAAGUCGGUAACGGAUUCGAUUGCGUCAAGCCUUCAUACGAAAGCUCGCGCACCUCGCCAGCCCAACAAAGCCGGGCCAUCACCAUCAGACCAUCAACGAGCAAUCGAUACAACCAAUUCGACCGGCGAAAGCGCUCUUCGCAUAGAAGCCGAGAUGGUACUGAAAGCCUGAAACGGAACGCUGAAAAGUCGCCGGUAAACCGGGCGGUGGCGAAGAAGUACCCGACGAGCGAGAGCGAGACGCACUUCUCGCACACACACACACACACACACAAACCGACCACCCAUACCGCUAGACCAAUCUCGGCGCAGAAUGUCUUAUUUCGAACCGACAAUAUAAUAAAAGACAAUCGCGAGGCAGAAGGAAGAAAUGAGACCGCGAGGAUGAUUGAGCCGUGGAUAUCGCGAACUGCCAGGGGCGAGUCGAAAGAUGGCCGGUCGAAGGAAGAUAAGAAGAAGAAGAGUUAG